ACAUAGAGAUAGAAAGAAAAGCAGAGGGGGAGAGAGAGAGAGAGAGAGAGGUGAGAAAUGAGAAGAGUUUCUUGUGAAGAAGGGGAUCUGUCUUUCCUUUUCGCGUUGAAUUCUCUCUCUCAAUACAAACAUACACCUGGGAGAGAUUGAGAUAGAGAAAGCCAAAGAAGAGGAGGGAAAAAGAAAAGGAAAGAAAAGAAAAUUCGAAAAGAUAGAUCCCAUAUAAGAAGAAGAAACUUUAAAAGCUAUAUAUUAGCUGCUGUUACUUUCUCUCCAUUUCUUUUUUGUUUGUGUUCGUGAAAAGUUAUUUUUUGUGAUCGAUUUUUUUCUUUCUUCUUUCGAAAAUCUCAACUUUGUCUAAUUAUUCGAAAGCGUUCACACUUUUGUAAACCCAAGUGGGCUUUAUUAGUUAUUACUCUGAAUUCCUCACAUUCAGAAGAAGCAUUUAUUUUCCCUUUUUUUUUUUUCCUUUCUUCUUCUUCUUCUCUUCCUCAACAACUGAUAUACAAAACUCAAGAGAAAGAAAGCAACAUAGAAAGCAAAGGGAAAAAAAAAGAAAAAGAAAAACAAGAGACCCUCUUCAAUUCCAGGAGAAAUACAAAGAAUUGGAAUUAUUAUAUGUAUAUACUUCUGUAUAUGUAUAGAUAUAUAUAGACAGACAGAGAGAGGAGGAUUUUGAUUUUGGAUUUGUGAAAUGAGAGCGGGGCUGAGCACGAUCCAGCAAACACUGACGCCGGAGGCGGCGAGCGUUUUGAACCACUCGAUAGCGGAGGCAGGACGCCGGAACCAUGGCCAAACGACGCCGCUUCACGUGGCGGCGACGCUCCUGGCGUCGCCGUCGGGAUUCCUCCGGCAAGCCUGCAUAAAGUCCCACCCCAAUUCCUCCCAUCCUCUCCAGUGCCGGGCCCUCGAGCUCUGCUUCAGCGUCGCCCUCGAGCGUCUCCCGACGGCGGUUCAGAACUCUUCCGCCUCCGGCGGCGGCGCGGCGGUGGCUGAGCCGCCAAUCUCCAAUGCUCUGAUGGCGGCUCUGAAGCGGGCCCAGGCCCACCAGCGCCGCGGAUGUCCGGAGCAGCAGCAGCAGCCGCUCCUCGCCGUUAAGGUCGAGCUCGAGCAGCUCAUCAUUUCGAUCCUCGACGACCCGAGCGUGAGCCGCGUCAUGCGCGAAGCAAGCUUCUCGAGCCCCGCCGUUAAAGCCACGAUUGAGCAGUCCUUGACAAGUACCGCGUCGAAUUCUAAUUUGGCUUCGAGUUGUAAUAAUCCUCAGAGCUCUAUAUCGAUGGGUUUUCGCCCCGGGCCCGCUGCCGCUGCCGUGCCGGGGCGGAAUUUGUACUUGAAUCCCCGGCUUCAGCAGCAGCAGAAUCAGCAGGGCGGUGGCGGUGGUGCGCAACCGGGGCAGAUGAGGGCGGAGGAGGUGAAGCGGGUGAUUGAUAUUUUGAUGCGGACGAGGAAGAGGAAUCCGGUGCUGGUCGGAGAUUCGGAGCCCGAGGCGGUGGUGAGGGAGAUUCUGAGGAGGAUUGACGGGAAGGAAUUGGGGGAAUUGAUGAGUAAUGUUGAGGUUGUUCAUAUGGAGAAGGAGGUCGGUUCGGAUAGGACCAAGACGGUGGAGAGAGUGAAGGAGUUGGCCGGUUUAGUCGAGGCUCGGAUCGGGAAAUCGAGCGGUGGCAGCGGCGUUGUGCUGAAUUUGGGAGACUUAAGGGGGCUGGUGGAGCAGCCGGUGAGUUUAGCAGGAGCUCCUGCUCCCCAGACGCAGGUUGUUUCGGAGGCGGGGCGGGAGGCGGUCGCGGAGGUGGCGAAGCUUCUGACGAUGUUCGGAGACGGCGGUGGCGGUGGCGGUGGAGGACGGCUUUGGUUGAUCGGCACGGCGACGUGCGAGACGUAUUUGAGGUGUCAAGUGUACCAUCCUUCUAUGGAGAAUGAUUGGGAUCUGCAGGCUGUUCCAAUUGCCGCCAGGGCUCCUGUUCCGGGACUAUUUCCCAGGCUUGGAACAAAUGGGAUUCUCAGCAGCUCAGUGGAAUCGCUGUCCCCUCUUCUGAAGGGCUUUCCAACUGCAAAACUUGGUCCACCUAGGCGUUUGUUCGAAAACUUGGAUCCGUCUCGAAGAACAACUACAAACUGUUGCCCACAAUGCACGCAAAGCUAUGAACAAGAGCUAUCCAAAUUUGUCGCCAAGGAAUCCGAAAAAUCAUCCUCCGACGUUAUUAAAUCGGAGGGUGCUCGACCUCCUCUGCCGCAAUGGCUGCAGAAUGCGAAAGCCCGGGACGGCGAUGCCAAAACAUUGGAUCAGCCACAGAAUAAGGAGCAAGAAUUGAUUCUGAAGCAAAAGUCUCAGGAGUUGCAAAAGAAAUGGAGUGAUACAUGCUUGCAUAUUCACCCCAGUUUCCAUCAUCAGCCGAAUUUCAGCACUGAGAGGAUAGUUCCGACCCCGACGGGUUUAACGAUGGCGGGCUUGUAUAAUCCGAACUUGCUUGGGCGCCAACCUUUCCAACCGAAAUUACAGAUGAACAGAAGCCUUGGAGAAAGUAUGCAGUUGAACACAAACCCAGUUUUGAACCAACCUUCUGAGAGGACUAAUUCCCCACCAGGAAGCCCUGUGAGAACCGAUUUAGUCCUCGGUCAAAUGAAGGUCAAUGGCACGGCGCAAGAGCAGAGUCAUAAGGAAAGGAUCAAGGACUUAAUUGGCUGCAUUUCUUCUGAAGUACCACAAAACAAGUUCAUUGAAAUUCAUAGAGAUGACAAAAUGGCUUCCAAAUUAGAUGCCGACUCGUUUAAGAGACUAUCCAAGGGUUUGGCGGAGAAGGUGUGGUGGCAGCCGGAGGCCGCGGUUAGUGUCGCGGCCACAAUGACGGAGUGUAAGUUGGGCAGUGGCAAGCGCCGCGGGGCACGGUCGAAGGGUGACUUAUGGGUGAUGUUCCUUGGGCCCGACAGGGUCGGCAAGAAGAGGAUGGCAUCGGCUCUUGCAGAGCUGGUUUCUGGGUCCAGCCCGGUGAUGAUCUAUCUCGGCUCUAGGCGUGGAGAUGGAGAAUCGGAUAUGAGUUUCAGAGGUAAAACAGUUGUGGACAGAAUUGCGGAGGCGGUUAGGAGGAAUCCCUUUGCGGUGAUUGUGUUGGAGGACAUUAAUGAAGCAGAUAUGCUCGUUCGCGGGAGCAUAAAACGUGCGUUGGAGAGAGGCCGUCUUGCCGAUUCUCAUGGCCGUGAAGUCAGUCUUGGAAACGUUGUGUUCAUCCUCACGGCAGAUUGGUUACCGGACAAUCUAAAGUGCUUGUCCAACGGAGUUUUGGUCGACAAAGAGAAGCUUGCGAGUAUAGCUAAAAAAGCUUGGCAGCUGAGGCUAUCGGUAAGUGGGAGGACCGUGAAAAGGCGAGCGCCCUGGCUUCGUGAUGAUGAUCAGAGACCGACGAAGCCGCGAAAGGAAACAAGUUCAGCUUUGGCAUUCGAUCUGAACGAGGCUGCUGACACCGAGGACGACAAAGCGGACGGAUCGCACAACUCUAGCGACUUGACAAUCGAUCACGAAGAAUACAGCCUCAAUAACAGGCCAUUACUCGCUGCAGCCUCACCGCCGCCACCCCAGGAAAUGCUCGAUUCCGUGGACGACACGAUUGUCUUCAAGCCAGCAGAGUUUGUUUCCCUUCGCAACGGCAUCACGAGCACCAUUUCAAACCGGUUCUCCAACAUCGUUGGAGCUGGGAUUUCACUGGAAAUGGAUGAAGAUGCCGUGGAAAAGAUCUUGAGCGGCUUGUGGCUAGGCAGGACAAGUUUAGAGGCAUGGACGGAGAACGUACUUGUUCCUAGCUUCGAGGAGCUAAAAUCGAGCCUUCCCAGUUCAACUGCCGACGGACUCGUCGUUGUUAGGCUCGAAUCGGACGGUGAAUCUGACUGUGGAGGCCGCGAAGAUUUGCUGCCCAGCAGCGUCAAGGUGGUGGCGGCGGCGGCUGACGCCUGAUUUGAGUUUUGGUUGGGAUAGAAUUGGUAAUUCCAUCAUGUUGUGAUGGUCAAAACUGUAAAUAUGAAGAGCUGUUUGGCGGGUAGUCAAAGGUACAUUUGGGAAGGUCAAGAGAAAACCGUUAGAAGAA
Morus notabilis is the source of this 4073-nucleotide messenger RNA. Its product is annotated as protein SUPPRESSOR OF MAX2 1. The coding region runs from base 695 to 3943 and encodes 1082 amino acids. The record is from RefSeq and is a predicted model, not a curated record. Gene Ontology annotation, molecular function: ATP hydrolysis activity; ATP binding. NCBI's taxonomy places the organism in Eukaryota, Viridiplantae, Streptophyta, Magnoliopsida, Rosales, Moraceae. The transcript has 3 exons.